Molecule: messenger RNA, 1521 nt
Organism: Oenanthe melanoleuca
Lineage: Eukaryota; Metazoa; Chordata; Aves; Passeriformes; Muscicapidae
Exons: 4
Coding region: 242-1327 (361 amino acids)
Source: RefSeq, a predicted model, not a curated record
UGUUCCAUUAUCCUUUCUCCCUCCCACUAUCUCCAACCUAAGGGCUUGUGUCUGUAAGAAUGGGAAUAUUGGAAGAAAUACCUUUGGAAGAGCAGCAGCUCCCCUGACCCCAGGGCUGUCCAUGGCCUCUGGGCUUCCAGAGCUCUGUUCCUGGGCACAGGGAUCCCAAGAGACUCAGGUGUUUCCCAGAUGUGCUUCCUGGGAUUCCUUCCCCAGGGAUUUCUUUGCUAUUCUAUUGUGAAUGAAGCAAGGAGAAAGGAGACAAGAAAAUACUGAAUUUUGGGGAAACAAGACCAGCUCACCCAGGGAAGGCAGACUGGUAGAGCAGGAUCCGAACAGUGUAGUGCUCAGCAAACUGUUCUUGAAUCCAAGGAAAACCUGGGUGUGGGGUGUUUGGAUAAAUCUGAACAGGGUGAGGGGGGUUUUAAAAACCCUAAAUCCUGUAGAGAAACAGAGAGGGGAGGGGGCUCCUGGUUUUUCCCUCUGUGGGAACCAGGAGCUCGAGAGGAGGAGGAUCUGCGUUGGACCAGCUUGCCUAAAAACUGGGAGCAGGCACAGCGAAGGGGCCGCGGAGGGGGAUCGGCCCUGCCGAGCUCCAGCAUCGCCGCAUCUCCUGCAGGUCCAGGCGCGUUCCCCCCGCGGCACCGGGCCAAGGGAAACAGCGAGGGGCCGCACGGGGGCCGCUGUUUAUCCUGGAGCCGGAGCCGGGGGCCCCGAGCCCGGGGAUACAGCCGAGCCGAGGGCUCAUUGCCGCAUGGCGCUGCUGCUGGGGGCCGUGCUGCUGGCGGCGGGCGCUGCCGUGCCCGUGUCCCGGUCCGAGCCCCGCUCCGAUAGCCCGGCAAUGCCCCGGUCCGUGCCCGUGUCCCGGUCCGUGCCCCCGGCCCUGCCCGCGCCCCGGGAGCUGGCGCGCUCCGUGCUGGAGACGCACGGGCAGGAGCUGCGGCUGCUGCGGCUGCUGGGAGUCGCCAGGACGAGCUUCGACUGGGGAACGCACUUCAGCAUCAACUUCACGGCCCGGCAGCCGCCCUGCCCCAAGCCCGCCCCGGACCCCCGCGGCUGCCGGGGCCGCCCGGGCAGGGUGCAGCGCUGCUCCGCCCAGGUGUCCGUGUUCACCUUCCUGCCCGACGUGCCGCUGUCGAUGGUGGAGUGCGGCCGGGAGCCGCAGCCCGCUGACAGCGCCCAGCCCCGCUCCCCUGGCACCAACCCAGGUCGCUCAUCCUCCUCCUCCUCCUCCUCCUCAUCAUCAUCAUCCUCGGGGCCCCCCCCGCGGCCUCGGUCCCUGCAGGGACCAUCCCGCCGCCCCCUGUCCCCAACCGAGCUGCAAUAAAGCGAUUUCGGGCUCGGACGUGUGCGUGUGUGGGGUGAAGGUUUGGGGGACCCGGGGGGCGCCCUCGGCCUUGGCCAACAGCGAUGGGGCAACUUUGGGGUUGUGCAACCCCAAACCCGCGGGCACCGACCUGACACGGGCAACGUGUCACCAGCGGGCACCCCGAGGGGUCCUGGCCCCCCAAAUCCCCCCGA